ACAACCUUGACAAAUUAUCCUUUUACGUAUGAAGAAAAAAUACCCCUUUAGUUAUUUUUAGCCCCCAACAAGAUCAAAAUAAAAUAAAAAAUUAUAUAUAUAUAUGUGAGAUUUUUAAUGCAAGCUCCUACCAACGCCCAGUUGUUACUUUUUAUCAUCUGUAUGUGGAGUUCUUAAGUCACUUCAGCAGUUCUAGCAUUUGGAGCUUAGAGAGGAGAAAAUUCACUGUUUUUUGAAAUAGAAAAACAUGGAGGACAAGUUUAGAAUCAAGAAAGAUGUUACUGAAUUGAUUGGCAAUACGCCAAUAGUUUAUCUCAACAAUGUUGUGGAUGGCUGUGUAGCUCGCGUUGCUGCCAAGCUAGAAAUGAUGGAACCUUGCUCUAGUGUCAAAGACAGGAUAGCACACAGUAUGAUACAAGAUGCUGAGGAAAAGGGUCUAAUCACGCCAGGGAAGACUGUUCUUGUUGAGCCUACUAGUGGCAACACCGGCAUUGGGUUGGCAUUCAUUGCAGCAGUCAAGGGUUACAAGGUUAAACUAGUUAUGCCAAGUUCUUACAGUGUCGAAAGAAGAAUUGUGCUCCUAGCCUUUGGAGCUGAGGUGUAUCUCACAAACCCUGAAAAGGGAGUUCAAGGGAUUUUUGACAAGGUCGCUGAGCUGUUAAAUGACACCCCCAACAGUUACACGCUAAAUCAAUUUGAAAAUCCUGCCAAUCCAAAGAUACAUUAUGAGACCACUGGCCCUGAAAUAUGGAGAGAUUCAGAAGAGAAAGUUGAUGCCUUUGUUGCAGGGAUAGGGACUGGGGGUACAGUAUCAGGUGCUGGGCAGUUCCUUAAGGAUCAGAACCCAAAUAUCAAGGUUUAUGGGGUGGAGCCAGUUGAAAGUGCAAUCUUGAAUGGUGGACAACCUGGGAAGCAUUCUAUCCAAGGAAUUGGAGCUGGUUUUAUCCCAGAUGUUCUGGAUGUGAAGCUACUUGAUGAAGUUAUUCCAGUAUCAGGUGCUGAAGCUAUUGAAACUGCUAAGCAGCUUGCUUUAAAAGAAGGUUUGCUGGUAGGAAUCUCAUCUGGUGCUGCAGCUGCAGCUGCCAUUAAGUUGGCAAAAAGGCCUGAAAAUGCAGGAAAACUCAUCGUGGUUUUGUUCCCAAGUUUCGGAGAACGUUACCUAUCCACUGUUCUUUUUGAUUCCAUAAGACAUGAGGCUGAAAACAUGACUUUUGAGUAAAGUCUAGCCAGAUUCCAGGAGACUGCUAUUGCUACUGAUGAUUCUUGACUCUUGAGUGAGAACUUUGAGUCUAGUAUGUGUAUUAGCUGCACUGAGCUGAACUAUUCAUAACCACAUAAAUACCUUUUUAAUUUUAAAGAAAAUAAAUUCUCAAUACUGAGAACAUCUUUGAAUUGUAAAGCUCCAUCGAAUUCUAGCUAUGAACCAUUUUGGUUGCAUAUUGGUACUCCAACCUUAUUAGCCUUAUUCACUCAUAACAAGGCUUGCUUGUAUAAAUAAAAGAGUCUCCUUGUAUGUA
Molecule: messenger RNA, 1517 nt
Organism: Humulus lupulus (European hop)
Lineage: Eukaryota; Viridiplantae; Streptophyta; Magnoliopsida; Rosales; Cannabaceae
Product: cysteine synthase-like
Exons: 11
Coding region: 248-1219 (323 amino acids)
Cellular component (GO): cytoplasm
Molecular function (GO): cysteine synthase activity
Source: RefSeq, a predicted model, not a curated record